This is a messenger RNA of Neoarthrinium moseri, 2316 nucleotides long. RefSeq lists its product as uncharacterized. The record is from RefSeq and is a predicted model, not a curated record. The transcript has 3 exons. Gene Ontology annotation, molecular function: ADP binding; protein binding. NCBI's taxonomy places the organism in Eukaryota, Fungi, Ascomycota, Sordariomycetes, Amphisphaeriales, Apiosporaceae. Bases 1 to 2316 code for a protein of 771 amino acids.
AUGAGGUUACUGCAGCGUGAUGAUGCAGGUAACUACAGCAUCACUUCCGACCUCGCUGAAAAAGACGUUCCCCCGUACGCGAUUCUUUCCCACACUUGGGGACUCGACGAAGUAGUCUUCGCCGACCUUGCGAAGACGCCUGGUGACUGGCAACACAAAGCCGGCUACUAUAAGAUCAAGUUCUGUGCAGUCCAAGCGAAAGAACAUGCUUUGCGGUACUUCUGGGUCGACACCUGCUGUAUCGACAAGUCUGACGCAGCCGAGCUUCAGACCGCGAUCAAUAGCAUGUUCAGAUGGUACCGCGAUGCGAAACGAUGCUACGUUUUCUUGCCGGAUGUCUCUAGCUCUGCGGUCUCUAGUCAGCAAUACACUUUCACGCCAUGGGAGGGUGCUUUCCGGCAAAGUCGAUGGUUCAAGCGUGGAUGGACGCUGCAAGAGCUUAUCGCGCCGAGGACAGUUGAUUUCUAUUCAGAGGAAGGAAAUCAUCUAGGUGACAAGCGAUCCUUGGAGCCUUUGAUACGUGACAUUACAGGCAUUCCUGCAAAUGCGCUUCGCGGCACAACUUUAUCCGACUUCACAAUUGUAGAACGAGAAUCAUGGGCACGCAAUCGUCAAACGACGCGCGACGAGGAUAUGGCGUAUUCGUUGCUAGGUAUUUUCGGCGUUUAUAUGCCGCUCAUAUAUGGCGAGGGGCGACAAAAUGCACAAAAGCGGCUGCGAGAGGAAGUGCAGAAAGCCGUAAAGGGACCCCCCGCGAAUGGCUUUGACAUUACCUUUAGCCUGUCUGACAUUACCGAAACUCAACAUUUCGUCGCACGAGAGAGCGAAAUCGCGAAGAUGCGCAGAACACUAGAGUCAGACGGCAGCCGCCGCGUCGUUAUUCUCCACGGUCUCGGUGGAAUCGGCAAGACACAGCUUGCCGUAGCAUAUACGAAGAAGUAUCGAGGUGAAUACUCUGCGGUAUUUUGGCUCAACAUCAAAGACGAAGCGUCGGUUCAACAGAGCUUCGCCAAAGUAGCGAGGCAGAUUCUGCGACAGCACCCUGAUGCUAAUUACCUGAGUGCACUUGAUCUGCAGCAAGACCACGGGGAAGUGAUUGAAGCAGUUAAGGCAUGGCUCAGCCUGCCGAGUAACACUAGGUGGCUCAUGGUUUACGACAAUUUCGAUAAUCCGAGACUGGCCAACACCACUAACACAGGAGUCGAUAUUCAAUAUUAUCUGCCGACAUCGUACCAAGGCUCAGUGAUAAUCACGACGCGAUUGUCGCAAGUCGAUAUAGGUCAUCGUAUUCGAAUCCAAAAGCUUGAAUCGAUGGAUGACUGUCUCAAAAUCUUGUCCACGACGUCGGAUCGAGAUGUUUCACACAAAGACGCGGAUGCUAGACGUCUUGUAGAGGAGCUUGACGGGCUUCCGCUUGCUCUUGCCACAGCCGGAGCAUACCUGAGGCAUGUUCCGGUCAGCCUCAGUGAUUAUCUUCGCCUGUACAAGAGUUCGUGGGCAAGGCUUCACUCAAGCACCCCAAGUCUAGGAUCGUAUCAAGACCGCACACUUUCCUCCACGUGGCGGGUCUCAUAUGAUCAAGUGCUAGAACAAAAUCCACUAGCUGCUCGUAUACUACAGUGGUGGGCCUAUUUUGAUAACGAAGAUCUGUGGUUUGAACUCCUCCAGCCGCACGGAGAUGACGGCCCAUCUUGGAUGAAUAAGCUGAAUGAUGAGCUAAACUUCAACAGCGCAAUGGGCGUACUGCAUGACUACGGCUUUGUCGAGCCACAUGCUGUUAGUACAGGCUUGAUCGAGUCAAGGGGAUACAGUAUUCAUGCAUGCCUGCACUCUUGGACGAUUCAUAUUUUAAACCGGGAUUGGGAUGGCCGCCUCCAUGAAAUGGCGGUGGAGUGCAUAGCCUCACACGUCCCGUCACGGGAAGACGGUCAAUUCUGGGUACUUCAAAGACGGCUCUUAACACAUGCGAUAACGUCUUGUACCAAAAUGCAAGAUGGCGGUAAAGACUUAAAAUGGGCUUUCGGCAUACUAGGUCUCCUUUACUACGACCAAGGCAAGAUGCAAGAGGCCGAGGAGAUGUACCUGCGGGCGCUUCGAGGGUACGAGAAGGCGUGGGGUCCGGGUCACACGUCGACACUUGAUACGGUUAACAACCUAGGGAUCCUUUAUUUCGAUCAAGGCAAGAUGCAAGAGGCCGAGGAGAUGUACCUACGGGCGCUUCGAGGGAAGGAGAAGGCGUGGGGUCCGGAUCACACGUCGACACUAGAUAUGGUGAAUAACCUAGGGAACCUUUACUCUAACCAAGGUAGGAUGUAA